GUCGGGAGCCGGCGAGACUUCGGUCCUCCGGGUGCGCUAGAGCGGCGCGAGCGCCUGUCGUCCGUGGCCAUGGAGGAUGAGAAGAGCUUCUCGGAUAUCUGCGGCGGCCGAGUGGUGCUGCGGCGUCGCUACUACUCGCCGUACUGCCGCGAGUUCGGCCUCAGCUCGGCUCGGCUGUCGCUACGCUCGCUGACCGCCGUUACCUGCGCCGUGUGGCUGGCGGCCUACGGACUCUUCACCCUGUGCGAGAAUAGCAUGAUCCUCUCUGCUGCCAUCUUCAUCACCAUCAUAGGCCUGCUUGGUUACCUCCAUUUUGUGAAGAUUGAUCAGGAGACUCUGUUAAUCAUCGAUUCACUUGGCAUCCAGAUGACUUCAUCCUAUGCUUCUGGCAAAGAAAGUACCACCUUCAUAGAGAUGGACAAGGUCAAGGAUGUUAUCAUUAAUGAGGCAAUUUACAUGCAGAAAGUGAUUUACUACCUCUGCAUUUUAUUGAAGGACCCAGGGAAGCCACAUGAGAUAUCCCAAGUAGUUCCUGUCUUCCAGAGUGCCAAGCCUCGGUUGGACUGCUUGAUUGAAGUAUACAGGAGCUGCCAGGAGAUUCUGGCACACCAGAAAGCCACAUCAACAAGCCCAUGAAUCUCAGCAUUCAAAGACCAGUGUUAUCUUUAUGGGAGAGGACUCCUAGACCAUAGUGGCUAGUUUAUUUUCUGUACUGUAAAAAUCACUAGGUGGACACAGUCCUGGGAAUCAAAAUGGAUGAGUGAUCUCAGAGCUAUAGAGGAGGCGGCUGGAACUUGACUCAGUGUUUUGAUAUAUUAUAAAGUUUCCCUUAUAGAUUUUAUCUACAUUACUAGUCAAGGGGAAACCUUAAGGAUUUUGACAUAUCAAAAAUAGGCCAGGCAUAGUGGCACAUGCUUUAAUCCAAGAACUCGAGGCAUAAACAGGUGGUCUCAAGUUUGAGGCCAUGCAGGGCUACAUAGUGAGGACCCCCUCCCCCCCAAAAAAGUAAUUCACAUGAAGAGCACUCUGAAGUUUCUGAGCACGUUUAUAUUUGUGUUAAUCUGUGGAGGAUUGAGACUGGUGCCAGAUUCUACAAGAAAAAUAGAGUUUCCAUCUCCAUGGACUCUUGUCUAAAAGUUAGGGAAAGAAUAAGGUUUUUUUUAAUGUAUGAAUUAGCAAGAAUAAAAUGCCUUACAAAGGGCUAGCCUCUGGCCAUAGCACCUAUGACCUCUGCAGGAUGACUCUUAACCCACAGUUGAGCUAGAGGUGUUAUGGAUGCCAGUAAUCCCAGGACCCAAGAGGUGUCAACAGGAGGAUUGAAGUUUGAGGCCAGCCUGGGCUACAGGGUGAGGCGCUGUCUCAACUCAAAAAUAAAUAAAUAUCCAGAACACACAGGAAUUGCUGGUUCACUGACAGCUUUUUAUUGACAGGCGUACACAGCACUGCAGCCAUGGGUGUCAAGCACAUUAGUACCUUUCUGUUACUUGGUAUUUUCUAUUACUUCAAAAGCUGCUGGGACCAAGAGGGCUUAGAUGAAAAGUCAGAGAGUUCAUGUUGGUUCCCAGACAUGGGACUGUCACAUUAAAGAAUUAAGAAGCCAGUUUACAGAAGCUUUUGUUUCUAAGGCAGUUUCUGGAAUUCCUAGAGAUCAGGAAGGAGAAAGGGAGCUGGGCUAGGCAGUGCAGGCCUUUAAUCCCAGCACUUGGAAGGCAGGUGGCUUUCUGAGUUUUUGUCCAGUCUGGUCUAUAUAGUGAGUUCAGGACAGUGAGGACUUCCUAGUGAGGCCCUGUCUUAGAAGGAAGAGAAAGGAAAGGAAAGAAAGGAGAGGAGAAAAUUUAAAGAGAAAAGGAGGAAGCUAAUCUGACCUCCAAGUCUAGUACAAACAGUUCUAUUCUUUGUAACUCUAUUACAAAACAAUAACAACCCGAGAGUAGACCAUAUCCUUUUGGGCUUUAAGGGCCCCUUGGAAUGUGGCCCACAAGAACUGCAUUUUCUGCCUUUGACACUAGCCUGGAAGGAGUUGUCAGGACCCGAGAGUGAUGUGACGUGAGGUAGACCUGUGUCCACUAGAACCCCAGGACCCAAUCCUGGGGCAGGAGUUGACAUUGGAACAAAAAUGGCUCCUGCCUGUCAAGCUUGUUUAGGCCUUUGUAAAGUCAUGUUUGUCAGUCCAGAGGAUAAGAAAUGAAAGAUUACAGCAGCUGAGCCAUUCUGACAAACUAAUUUGUAGUGUGCAAUAAACACAUUGUUGGGUUAAAAGCUUA
This is a messenger RNA of Arvicola amphibius (Eurasian water vole), 2264 nucleotides long. RefSeq names its product phosphatidylinositol glycan anchor biosynthesis class H (gene Pigh). Gene Ontology annotation, biological process: GPI anchor biosynthetic process. Lineage: Eukaryota; Metazoa; Chordata; Mammalia; Rodentia; Cricetidae. Gene Ontology annotation, cellular component: glycosylphosphatidylinositol-N-acetylglucosaminyltransferase (GPI-GnT) complex. The transcript has 4 exons. The coding region runs from base 70 to 636 and encodes 188 amino acids. The record is from RefSeq and is a predicted model, not a curated record.